This is a messenger RNA of Pieris rapae (cabbage white), 1800 nucleotides long. RefSeq lists its product as uncharacterized. NCBI's taxonomy places the organism in Eukaryota, Metazoa, Arthropoda, Insecta, Lepidoptera, Pieridae. The record is from RefSeq and is a predicted model, not a curated record. The coding region runs from base 553 to 1749 and encodes 398 amino acids. The transcript has 8 exons.
UUGAAAGAAGUAUACAACAACAAAAAGUCGCACUAAAAUGCAGUUUAUUGACAUUCGCUUAGCGAGAGAAUCCGUAAACAUUGAGUCAAAAAUAAAUUUUAUAAAAUAAAGACGGUAUGCGGAUGUAAGUAGUGCUAGUUUUAUUCAUUCGAGGUGCAUUUGACAACACAAUGCAACGAGACAAUGGAUCGUACAGUAGUUGUAAGUAGACACUACGUUCGAGUAUAUUAAAAAUAAUACUUAGCGGAAAUAUAUUGCACCAUUAAGAUGUUAUUGUUUGAAUAAUGUGUUCGAAAGCAAUUAACGUAUAGAUAUGGGUAAUAAAGUGGAUAAUGUGAGUUUAAUCGCUCAUGCAGCUAGCGAUCUCCUGGACAGCCAUGCACUGGGCAACGAGAAACUUGUGCCAGCGAUGGAGAGGUCCAUGAGAUCUAGCGUUGACGGAAACAGUGUCGAGAUAGGGGAAAUAACAGAAUCACCAGAAACAGAUUAUAUGAGUACUUCAGCUAUAUUACACUACUGCAAAUCAAAAGUUAGUAAAAUUCAUUUAGCUAUAUGUGUAGACUUGAAAUAUUGGUGCCAUAUCUUAAACUCUUAACGGUGAUGGGGCUACGACCGGUGGCUGACACGUCGAACUCCUCAAGAUGUGCCGUUUGCUUCUCACACUUUCAUUCAGCACAAGUGGCAGUGUUUAUGUGCUUAGGAUAUAUAUUGCAAUAUAUGGCAUGUUUUAGAAGAGACAGGGGAUUUUGUUACAAACUAGUGCCGUUAGCGUUAUCUUCCUCGUUGGAAUAUGAUGCGUACAGACAAGUCUGCUACGGCAAUGUCACCUUUACUUAUAUUGGGCCCAGUGUGUUGCAUUUUGUUGGAUUCCUGUAUGCACUUUAUCUCUUCAGGAUAUCUGAUAAUGAACAAUUACAGAAUCUAAUGGAGAGGGUGUUCCUGUUAUCGUCGUACGCCCCUCAAGGAACACCGACAACAAAACCAAAGAAAUUACUUAGAAUGCUUUGGUUCUUUAUAAGUUUAAGUGUCCUGUGGAUGUGUGUGUCAUUGUGCUCCGUAAAUCUAAUGAUGGCAAAGGGAACUAUUAUAUUUAGAUGGAUGGAAAACAGUUCCGAUGAGUUGUUGCUUUUUUUAAAAAUACUUCUUAUAGUAUGUACAUUGAUUCAUGAUAUGAUUCAAGCAACGGUUAUUACGAGCUACUGUCUUCAAGCGCAAUUGUUGCAAGCGCACCUAAUGUUCCUGAGGGAACGCUUACUCAAUCGCACUAUAUCGCCGCUGAAUUGGAUGAGGGAAAUAGCUGAAUUUCGCAAGCUUCUAAAAUAUCUAAAUGAUGAUCUAGCACCGGCUGUAUGUUUUUUUACGAUUGUGAACUCUUCAUGGGCGGUGUCUGGUAUCAUUUGGUUACUCGACCUGGACAAAGUGGAUACAGGAACGGAGCCAAUAGCAGGAAUUAGCAUUUUGAAUCAGCUCCUAUGGAUAUCGGCCGUAGUCGUUCCUUUUAUACAGGCAGCAAGACUAUCAGCGGAAUGUCACCGCACACAAUCCGUCGGGCACGAGUUAUGUGUGCGACCAUUUUUGCACCAGGAUACAUCGCAAGAAGACAUCACCACAGUACUUGCCUUCGCCACAUCGCUCAAACUUCGCGCGAAACUAUUCUGCUAUCCCAUUUCCUCCCGAUAUAUUUGUCUUAUUUUGACAUUAGCCACUAUAAUAUUAUUUGCACUGGGAAUGUGUCAUUAUUUACAAUGAAAGUUAAAAUAUAAGUUUAACUAAUGUAUUGAAUAAAAUAGCAUGAAUUUG